Messenger RNA from Felis catus (domestic cat), 1535 nucleotides. RefSeq names its product zinc finger protein 580 (gene ZNF580). The transcript has 2 exons. Bases 542 to 1120 code for a protein of 192 amino acids. Gene Ontology annotation, molecular function: RNA polymerase II cis-regulatory region sequence-specific DNA binding; DNA-binding transcription activator activity, RNA polymerase II-specific. Gene Ontology annotation, biological process: regulation of transcription by RNA polymerase II. The record is from RefSeq and is a predicted model, not a curated record. Lineage: Eukaryota; Metazoa; Chordata; Mammalia; Carnivora; Felidae. Gene Ontology annotation, cellular component: nucleus.
AAGGAUGGGGCGUGGGGGUGGGGGCUUAGAUGGUAGCAGGGUUCAGGGUGUGGGGCGCACAGGAGGCAGGCGGUCGAGGCGUCCUAGGGAUGUGUACACGAACUGCAGACAAUGGGUUAGGCAGGGGUGAGGGCGUUGAGACUUGGGGGUGGGGGGGGAUUACGUGCAGGGUUAAGUGCGGGACCGUAGAGAAGCCCAGAGUGGAAAGCGGGGAACUGUGUUAGUGGCGUUCUGGACCCGCACCAAGAAAGGGAGCGAAGCGAGGCCACGGGCGUGUCCAGAGGUGGGCAGGCCUUCCAGGGACCCUGGUGCCCCCACCUGGGCCUGGGAAGAGGAGGGAGGACCCGUUAGAAAUAAAAGAGGCCACGGAGGUGUGAAGACAGGAGGCCGACUUGGAGACCUGCAGGCUGUGGGGGAGUUGCGGGGAAGGCAAGGGGCGGGAUGGAGGCCUCUGGUGCGGCUCGGGGGCUGAGAGGAAGCAGCAGGAGGAGAGAGGCAGGGAUGUGCCCGGCCCAGUUGGAGGUGUCCUGGAAGCGGCUUGAUGGAACACGCGGUCUGGCCUAGAGUCGGUUUCUGUUUUGCAGGAGAGCUGACACCCCAGAUGCUGCUGCUGCCGCCUCGGCCGCCCCACCCUCGGUCCUCCUCCCCAGAGGCCAUGGACCCACCGCCCCCCAAGGCUCCCCCUUUCCCCAAGACGGAAGGCCCUUCCUCCACUCCAUCCUCGGCGGCAGGGCCCCGACCCCCGCGGCUCGGCCGCCACCUGCUCAUCGACGCCAACGGGGUCCCCUACACUUACACGGUGCAGCUGGAGGAGGAGCCCCGGGGCCCGCCCCAGCGCGAGGCGGCGCCGGGAGAACCCGGCCCGCGUAAGGGCUACAGCUGCCCGGAGUGCGCUCGUGUCUUUGCCAGCCCUCUGCGGCUGCAGAGCCACCGCGUGUCGCACUCGGACCUCAAGCCCUUCACGUGUGGCGCCUGCGGCAAGGCCUUCAAGCGCUCCAGCCACCUGUCGCGGCACCGCGCCACGCACCGCGCGCGCGCAGGCCCGCCGCACACCUGCCCGCUGUGCCCGCGCCGCUUCCAGGACGCCGCGGAGCUGGCGCAGCACGUGCGCCUGCACUGAGGCCCCGACCCGGGCCCCCGGGCCUCGCGAGCCACACAGCGUCGCUCCCACACACGCUCCCUGCCUCUCUGAGGUUACUGCCUUACCCUGGGCCUCAGUUUCUCCAUCUGUCCAAGGGGAGAAACACCGUUCCUUCCUUACCUUCCUGUCUAGCUGUGUGAUGUAGACCAAGUCGUUGCCCCUCCCUGGGCCUGGGAGCCAGCCUCUGAGCUGGGUUCCGGCCCAGCUGUGCUGUGUGAGCCUCUGCAAGUGACGCGACCUCUCUGAGGCUUGGGCUUCCGCUCCUCUGAGGCGGUGAACGGUUGUCUGCGCGGAAGAUUUGACAAAAGAGCACGGCGCGGUCUGGCUCGUUUCUGUAUAUCCCCCUUCCCACCCACAACCCUCACCCCUUACUCAAUAAACAUUCCACACUCCA